AUGAUUCCAAAACACCUCAGGAAAAAGAUGUCGUCGAGUCGCAAGCAUCAUCUGAAGAGCUUGAUGCUUUCCAUCGCUAAAGGUAUACUGGAACAGGAAGUAAAGGACAGAGAGGUGGAGAGGGAGAGAUACAUGGCAGAGACCUGCCAGCCUCUGUCUCUACCUUCAGGCAUACAGGCAUUACAGGAACUCUGCAGGGAGCUUCACCACAAAAUUGAUGUCAUUGAUGAGGAGAGAUACGACCUGCAAAUGAAAGUCAACAAGAGUGCAAAGGAGAUCGAGGACCUGAAUAUCAAAGUUAUUGACCUGAAGGGCAAGUUCAAGAAGCCAACUUUGAGGAAGGUGCGCAUGUCUGCUGAUGCUAUGCUUCAAGCUCUGCUGGGCUCCAAACACAAGGUGUCUCUGGAUCUGAGAGCCAACCUCAAACAAGUCAAGAAGGAGGUCAAAGAGGAGGAUAAGGAACUGCGUGAUGUUGGUGACUGGCGUAAGAAUGUUGAAGACAAGGCUGGCAUGGAUGGCAGGAAGAAGAUGUUUGAAACCGAGGCUUAAUUUUGUAGUUUUUUUUGAAGUUCAAUAUGCUGCUGAAUCAGAAUUGGC
This is a messenger RNA of Carassius carassius (crucian carp), 597 nucleotides long. Its product is annotated as troponin I, fast skeletal muscle-like. The record is from RefSeq and is a predicted model, not a curated record. NCBI's taxonomy places the organism in Eukaryota, Metazoa, Chordata, Actinopteri, Cypriniformes, Cyprinidae. The coding region runs from base 1 to 549 and encodes 182 amino acids. Gene Ontology annotation, biological process: muscle contraction. The transcript has 5 exons. Gene Ontology annotation, cellular component: troponin complex.